AUGACACGAGCUAACCCUGGUGAAUUGCAUCAUUUUAAUCCUGAAAUUGAUAGGACAUUUCAUCAUUUAAGUAGAACACAUAAAAGACUUUCCUUCACUAAUAUUCAAGUUGAUAAUAGUGUAGGUUCUACUAGUAGUGUUAAUCAUUCUGUUUUUAUGCAUUCUGAUUCCGAGGAUAUUAUUAAUAUGGCUAACAGAACUUUAAAGGAAAUUGCAGCACCUGAUGUCAACUAUCACGCUUUGGCAAUUCGGUAUCCGAAUUUGGAUGCAGACUUUGAGCUCAAAUCAGGGCUGAUACAUCUACUGCCCAAGUUUCAUGGUUUAGCUGGGGAAGACCCUCACAAGCACUUGAAGGAAUUCCAUGUGGUGUGCUCAACCAUGAAGCCACAUGGAGUGGAGGAGGACCACAUCAAGCUGAGGGCAUUUCCUUUUUCUUUGGAUGGAUCUGCCAAGGAUUGGUUGUACUACUUGCAUCCUGGUUCCAUCACAAGCUGGCAGGACAUGAAGAGGAUGUUCUUGGAGAAGUUCUUCCCUACCUCAAGAGCUGCUUCUAUUAGGAAAGAAAUUUGUGGCAUAAGGCAGAUUACUGGAGAGACUCUGCAUGAGUAUUGGGAGAGGUUCAAGAAAUUGUUUGCAAGCUGUCCACACCAUCAAAUCAGGGACCAGCUCCUCAUUCAAUAUUUUUAUGAAGGACUCAUGCUAAUGGACAGAAGUAUGGUUGAUGAUGCUUCUGGAGGGGCUUUGGUAGACAAAACUCCCACUGCAGCUCGUGAAUUGAUUGCAAACAUGGCUGCCAAUGCACAACAGUUUGGUACCCGAGCCAUGGUGUCUACAAGAGGAGUGAAUGAAGUGAAAACCUCUGAUACAAACCAACAAAGGAUGGAGAACAGAAUAGAAGAGUUGACAACUUUGGUGAGACAUUUGGCACUCGGUCAGACACAACAACCUCAACAGUCCAUCCCAGCAGCAGCAAGUAUUUGUGGAAUUUGCUGUUUCCAACAACAGCAGCAGCAAAGGAAUUAUGACCUCUUUUCCAAUACAUACAAUCCCAGAUGGAGAGAUCACCUGAACCUGAGGUAUGGUAAUUCUAAUAAGUUCCAACAGCAUCAACAACAACCUCAAUAUCAGUUCAGGCACCAUGCUAGAGAACCAAACAUGAGGUAG
This is a messenger RNA of Abrus precatorius (Indian licorice), 1164 nucleotides long. RefSeq lists its product as uncharacterized. The record is from RefSeq and is a predicted model, not a curated record. The transcript has a single exon. Lineage: Eukaryota; Viridiplantae; Streptophyta; Magnoliopsida; Fabales; Fabaceae. Bases 1 to 1164 code for a protein of 387 amino acids.